This is a messenger RNA of Saprolegnia diclina VS20, 1107 nucleotides long. RefSeq lists its product as hypothetical. The record is from RefSeq and is a predicted model, not a curated record. The coding region runs from base 1 to 1107 and encodes 368 amino acids. Gene Ontology annotation, molecular function: DNA binding. NCBI's taxonomy places the organism in Eukaryota, Oomycota, Saprolegniomycetes, Saprolegniales, Saprolegniaceae. The transcript has a single exon.
AUGAGCUCUGCCCCGUCGACGCCUAUGAUGUCGCUGCUGACGGACGACAGUCUGGUCGCUGCCCCACUUCGCCUCGAGCGCCUCAAGGCCGAGCGCAUGGAGGGCCUCGGGUCGCCAACGUCGCCCGGCAUGACGGCCGGCCAUGCGCGGCGCGAGGCGGCGGAAGCUGCUGCAUUCCACAACACACUGAGUGGCGAAUCUUCGCCGGAAGAUGACGGCGACAGCGACACGGAUAUCCCGCGCGACUGCAAGCCGAACACGGGCCGCUGGACGGACGCCGAGCACAAGCUUUUUCUAAAGGGCCUCGAGUGCUUCCCAUACCGCGCGUGGAAGAAGAUUGCGACGCUCAUCAAGACGCGCAGCGUCGUGCAGAUUCGCACGCACGCCCAAAAGUACUACCAAAAGCUCGCCAAGGAAGAGGCGAAGGGCAAGGACCGCGACUUUGCGUCGCCGUUUGGCAUGGACCAUGACCGCAAGGCGACAUCCGCGAGCCUGAAGAAGCGCAAGUAUAGCUUUGAGGACAGCCACUAUUCGCGCAAGCUCUUACGCGAGCGCAAGGACGCCGACAUGAAGCUCAACAUGGAGGCCCUCAAGCCGCCGUGCCUCCGAUCGAGCACGGCGACCGACGCGCGCGCACGCAACGUGAGCGUCGACAUAAGUGUGGCGGUCAACACAAGUGGGGCACCGUCGCCGAUGCUGCCGCCCCGGCGGCCUGUGACGGUCUCGCGGGGCAUGGUCGCAUUCGAUGCGCCCAUGGUCGUCGACUUUCCCGAAACCUCGGUCAAGACGGACUUUGACCCGAGCCUCGAGCGGCUCUCACCCGUGAGCGCCGAUGCGAUGCCGGGUACGGACGAGGACUGGUUCUCGUCGUCGUCGACGUCGGAAGUGAGCCUAAAGGACGGAACAGUGCCGGAGGGCUCGGCAGCGUCGUCGCCCGUCUCGAUGAUGAAGAAGAACCAAUUUCUGCCCAUCUACCACUGCGAUGCGGCCUUUGACUUUGGCCAUGACUCGACGGACCUCAUUCUCUUUGAGGACGAAGCGCCGUCGGACGAGUUCGUCUUGGACCCGCAGACGUUCCUGACGUGCUACUUCAACAAGGAGUCGUGA